Mizuhopecten yessoensis (Yesso scallop) is the source of this 1735-nucleotide messenger RNA. RefSeq names its product cholecystokinin receptor type A-like. Gene Ontology annotation, cellular component: membrane. The record is from RefSeq and is a predicted model, not a curated record. Gene Ontology annotation, biological process: neuropeptide signaling pathway. Gene Ontology annotation, molecular function: G protein-coupled peptide receptor activity. The coding region runs from base 46 to 1191 and encodes 381 amino acids. The transcript has a single exon. Lineage: Eukaryota; Metazoa; Mollusca; Bivalvia; Pectinida; Pectinidae.
UACACAGGAAACGCGUUCUAUUGUUACCCAUGCAAGUCCAUCACGAUGGAGGUGUUUAAUGCAGCUAAUAUAUCCGAAGAUGUACUCGCCUGGAACAGUGAACUGGCUAUGUCACUGGUCGUUAUAGAUGUAUUCCUCGGACUUUACAUCAUUUUUGGCGUUUUCGGCAACGUUAUGAUAAUCUACAUUUACAAUACGCGAUUGAGCAUAAAGAUAGACGAUCGCAUAUUCAUUCUAGCCCUAGCGGCAGUAGAUAUCGUUGUCUGUGUUACCGGUCCGGCGUUCUCUCUCACACGAAACAUCCUUCCCGUGGCAUUUUACGGGAACGUCGUCUGCAAGACCCUUUGGUUCUUCACGAAGGCCAUGAAUGCAGUUUCAGUAGAGCUCGUACUGGUCAUAGGCGUGGAGAGAUAUCUGAAGAUAUGUCGACCUUUUGGGGUUCAGAUGAACAGCAAAGCAAAGAUGAUCAUCCUAGUGGCAUCCGUGAUUAUCUGUUUCGUUGGACAUACUCCGAUCUUCUUUUUCUACGGGCAGAUACCUGUUAUUAACAUCUCGCGUAAUAUUACCGGACACAGAUGCGGACGAAUACACGACGAGCACGAGAGCUCUCUCAGUGACACUGGUUAUUUGUACUUAUUGGUGAUAUUUGUGCUUGCCGUCGGAACUCUCGGGUUGAUAGUUUUGCUUUACGUUAUGAUUGGACGACGGAUCUACAAACGUAUUAAACGCCGCGCCAAGUCAUCUCCAAGCAAAUCCUCAGAACCUGACCCAGCCUCCGAAGCAAUAUCAACAACAACAACGGAAAAUGACACCAAUAGCUCAAGAGAAGUCAAUAGCGUUCGAAAAUCCAACCUGCCGUCGAAUGCAUCCAUCCAAAAGGGCGGACAUUCAAAGCGUCGAAGGACGUCAUCUGUGUCUAUAAAAAACUGGCGAGAAAAACACCGUUACUCACUUAUGUUUCUAUUGAUAGCCGGUAUUUGCGUCGUGAUGUACAUACCAACUCUGAUCGUGAACCUCGCCGUAAACCUCGAUUCUGUGUACUUCUGGAAUUACACAUCUCCACAUUUACGACAACUGUACUUGUAUUUCUUUCAGGUGUAUAUAGUGAACCAUGUUGUAAACCCGUUCAUCUACGGCUAUUUCGACAGUGCAUUCCGAACGGAAGUGAAGCAGAUAUUAUGCAAAAGAUAAUGGAGUUAUUUGCGAAUAUUCAUUUUGUUUCCGUAACUGUAGAAGACGAAAAACGUUAACUGGAAAACAGUUUUUCUUCCUUGAAAGAAGAAGUAUCAUCAUAUUGUUUUUUGAAACCGCUGCGAUUGUAGGUACCCAGAAACAUAUGUAAUACACGUUUGUAUUACAUAUGUUUCUGGGUACCUACAAAUAUCGUGCUAUUUAUCUAAUUAUCAUAUGCUAUAUAUUGUCAAAGCAUUAAUGUGAAGAAGGUUGACACGAAAAUAAGGUUGAUGCCAUUAUCAUGUUCUUACCUUGAUAGGCAUCAUUUAUGCUACAAAGACAUACAAGUAUUCUGAAAAAAAUCACAAUUGUGGCAAAACGUACAGGCCAUUCUUUUCAUAUAUAAAAUCAGUACUAUAUAUAUAUAACAGAAUGCAUAUUGAAGAGUGUAUCAAAUUUAAAAUUAAACUUAUUGUUUCCAAUGUAAAGCCAUACAAUAAACAUGCAUAUCUUGUUUUUGUUACAUGAAUAAAUUCGAUGAAAAUAUAAUCUGUUACUUUGU